This is a messenger RNA of Haliotis rubra (blacklip abalone), 722 nucleotides long. RefSeq lists its product as uncharacterized. The coding region runs from base 123 to 548 and encodes 141 amino acids. Lineage: Eukaryota; Metazoa; Mollusca; Gastropoda; Lepetellida; Haliotidae. The record is from RefSeq and is a predicted model, not a curated record. The transcript has 4 exons.
AAUAAGGUAGCCACUUUCCUUACAGGGAAAUCGAAGUUUCCUGGAAACUGUGAGACGGCAUUUUAAAUAGCCGUGCCCCAGUUGGCUGGGACAUCAAUACAGUUGUUAUAUCAUCAACAGAUAUGGCACAACAGGGACGGACUAUCACGGGCAUGUCUGGAGGAACAGCCACAAGUUCUACUGUAGUAGGGCAGCAGAAAGGACCUCAUCAUCAAGUUAACAACAGAGACCAGAGAAUCGAGGCUAAAAAUAUUGGAGGUGUAGCGACUGGCGACAACAUUACAGGCCCAAUGACAGCCAACGUUGGUCAACAAAAAGCUUUGGAUCCAACGAAGGCUACAUCCAAAGAUGUUCUGAAACUUCUACGACAAGAAGAGUGUGACGACAACACUGUUUCCAUCUUUGAAAAGAAGAGAAUUAAUGGAAGAAUGCUUCUGAAACUUAGUCAGGACGAACUGAACCAAUAUCGCCUGACGGAUGAGGAUGAGAAGAACCGGGUGCUGGGCAUCAUCGAUGACAUUAAAAAUGGAACAUUAAAACUGAAUUGAAUCCGCCAGGGAAAACAGCACAUAGUGGACUGACCUUGUACUGAUUCAGUUAUCCAACGUCAUGCUUCGCUUGCUGUCGUGUUAUCUCGUUAGUUAUAGCUAAUUGUUUCUAUCUGGACUAUGUAUUUGUGAUUUAUUCAACAUAACUGAGAAUAAAGGAGAUAACUAAUUCUA